Meleagris gallopavo (turkey) is the source of this 1470-nucleotide messenger RNA. The record is from RefSeq and is a predicted model, not a curated record. NCBI's taxonomy places the organism in Eukaryota, Metazoa, Chordata, Aves, Galliformes, Phasianidae.
CACCCGUAGCUGAUAAGAGAAGGAACCUGUCCCUUAUCUGUGGUGACUCAGCUGCUUCUCCUUCACUCACCCUCCAGAGGCUUGGAAGGGUCACAGUUACUGCCAGAAAUCCCCUUUUUUUCAGGGACUUCAAUCUUUACUUGCCACUUAUUUCCACUCACUGCUUCUCCUUCCUCCAGGACUUUUUGCUACAGCCCCCACGUAGCCUCCUCAAUUGGCAAUUAUGUCACAAUUAUUCAGGAAAAGGUAAUUCUCUCCAGCAGAUCCCUACACUGGAUGUUUUGUUGCCAUGGAGGAGAAACGCCUUCCCACGCAAUGUGUGCCCACUGAGUCACUGCAGCCACACCAUAGUGGCACCACCGAGGGAGAGGUUGUUUUAUCCCAAGAAAAGGUCCCUUUAUUUAGCAGCACCUUCACCCUCAACAUGACUUCCAGAGCUGGGAGCACUCCUAGGCCAUGUCUUCUCCCAGAAACACUUUAUUUUUGUGAACACACUCAGAGGGCACCACCGCAGGAGCUUGGGAUCUAUCACAUCAUUGUGACAGCCACAAGGGGUGAGAACAUUGGGUAUUCCAAGAGGGGCACCAGGAUGAGGAUGCAGGUGGCUGUUUCCUUGGAUGGCGCCCAGGAGAUCGGCAAGCUGUGGGCUACAGGAUGCCAAAUCCAUUGGCCCAUCCACCAUAGCAAAUUGAGGAUGCAGGAGGGAUGCUCCAAAGCCGUGGCCAGCAAAGCCCAAGCAGCGAUCCCCACCCUGCUCAGUAUUAGGAAUGGCACCAUCCGGCUCAGUCCCCAGAGAAGUGGGGCACAUCUGCAGAGGGGCCUCCUCCAGAACCAACAGCAGGAGGUGACACAGUGCCCCAGCCCUGUUCCCUGCCUCCAUCACCCCUUUUGCUUGGGCAGGAGCUCCCAUUCAUCCCGCAGCCCCAACACUUCACAGCCCACCGUGCUCCGCCAAUCUUGCAGCUGUAGAUGCAGCCAAAACCCUAGCACCAUGCUUUGCCCUCCUACUGCCAGCUGUGAAAUGCCUGAGAAAGCAGCCCUCGUUCACACUUCGUUACACACACUGCACUUGUCUACAUUUUGACCUGAAGUGUGCUUAUUAACCUUUUUUGUGUGUGUGUAUGAUAAUAGUCCAGCAUCCUUUGUAGGCGAUCUUUCUUUCAAAGAUCUCCUUUUUGAUCUUUUCAUAGGCUAAGCAACAAUUCAUCCUAUAUAAAUCUGGGAUUGAAAGGACGUAAUUUGUUUUUCCUUGCUUUUUUGAAGCGGUGAGAGAUGAAACGACUCAAGGGAAUGUCAGCAGUGGUUAUAUCUUAAUUGGUUUUUCUCUGCAUCAAAAUGCCUUGAACUAUUCACUCGUGCACAGCAGUGCCGUGCGACCUUUCUGCCUCUCCCGACAUGUUGUAGCCCAUCUCCCACUUGAGGUGUUUUCACUGUUCGUGGCACUGACACUAAUUCUGCACCCACCCCUCC